CCCACGGAGGAAAAAAACUCCCAGCUUUUGGCCUUUUGCGGGGGUGGCAAUCCCGAUUCUGCACCUGGGUUCCCGAAGUAAUUCCGGAAUCUUUUGGUGGGUCGCGCGAGCGAGCGUGCGUGCGUGCGUGGGCUGCCGCCCCAUGCCCGCGCGGCGAGAAGGCCGAGGAAGUAUGGGUUGCUUGCCGUCGUCGCGUACUGUCGUCGCUUUCUUCUUCUGAACAGAGCAGAGAGGAGGAGGAGGAGGAGGAGGAGGAUUAGCGAAAUUCAUGGCGAUUGGUUGAACUCCCCCACAAAAGUUGCGCCAUACCCAUCUCUCUUUCUGCUGACCCUCUUUUCCCGUGCUUCGUUUGCUGCGCCCCAUCUGGAACCCGCUGGCUCCGUCUAUAAGAAUGGCCGCGGCCCCUUUCGUGCACGCGCGGUGCGGUUGCUCGCCGAGGCUCGCGGGCGGUUUCAGGAACGGCUCGCCCGGCUCGUACCCUUCUUCAUCUACCACGCCGUGCUCUUCCUCUUCUGCUUCUUCUCCGUCGUCGUCGUCGUCGUCGUCUUCCUCUUCUUCUUCUCCUUCUUCUUCGAUUGGAAGAAGUAACAACAGAAACUGCCAUGGUUUGAGGGCUCAAGCUAUGAGCACUACUACUCAAGGAAAAUCACCCUGGGGAACUACAACUCUAAAAAAUAAACCAGAUCAUCUGCUUGUUCUGGUACAUGGCAUCCUAGCAAGCCCAAGUGACUGGAUAUAUGUAGAAGCAGAACUUAAAAGGCGCUUGGGAAGAAACUUCCUCAUAUAUGCGAGUUCAACUAACACUUACACUAAAACAUUUGAUGGUAUUGAUGGAGCUGGAAGACGACUAGCUGAUGAAGUCAUGCAAGUAGUUCAAAAGACAGACGGUCUGAAGAAGAUAUCCUUUUUAGCUCAUUCCCUUGGUGGAUUGUUUGCAAGAUAUGCUGUAGCCGUGUUGUUCUCUGCAAGUGCUGCGCUUACAGACCAAUCAGGGGAUUAUAGUUGUACAUCUUCAAAUUUGGAUAAAUCCUCAUCCAAGCAAGGUUUAAUUGCUGGAUUGGAACCAAUGAAUUUCAUUACUUUGGCGACUCCUCAUCUGGGGGUGAGAGGGAGGAGACAGCUUCCAUUCCUCCUAGGAGUCCCAUUCUUGGAAAAACUUGCUGUACCAAUGGCUCCAUUUGUAGCUGGCCGAACUGGAGCCCAGUUAUUCCUAACAGAUGGAAAACCUAACAAACCUCCUCUUCUAUUGAGAAUGGCGUCUGAUUGUGAAGAUGGAAAAUUUCUAUCUGCUCUUGGUGCAUUUAGAUGUCGAACUCUUUACGCUAAUGUCUCGUACGACCACAUGGUAGGCUGGCGCACAUCCUCUAUAAGGAGGGAAAGAGAACUUGUAAAGCCUCCUCGCCGUUCUUUGGAUGGGUACAAACACAUAGUAGAUGUUGAGUAUUGUCCACCCAUAUCCUCCUCAGAUGGCCCACAUUUUCCACCAGAAGCUGCAAAAGCCAAAGAGGCAGCACAGAAUGAACCUAGCAUAAAAAACACGGUCGAGUAUCAUGAAAUCAUGGAAGAGGAAAUGAUACGUGGCUUACAACAGUUGGGAUGGAAAAAAGUUGAUGUCAGUUUUCACUCGGCAUUCUGGCCCUUCCUGGCCCAUAAUAACAUCCAUGUGAAAAAUGAAUGGGUUCAUAAUGCUGGUGCCGGGGUGGUUGCUCACGUUGCUGACAGCCUGAAACAGCAAGAGUCCUCCGCAAUAAUUGCUGCAAGCUUAUAGCAGUUGUAAUGUACAAGUGUACAUUAAUAUCGCGAAUUAAUGGUAAAUACGUUUGGUCUACUGUCCUGAGGCUCUAGUUUGCCAUUCCUAGAGUUCCCUUUUCCUUUCUGUGACUGCACUUGUGACUGCAAUCCUUGCCGCAUACAGCACUCUUUAGAUGUACUUUCAGGCGUUUGUUGUCAAAAGAAAAUGUAGCAAAUCUCUUUCGUUCGUAGAUCCGAGCCUUAAAUGAAAUUCGCGUGAUGUUGUUUCUCGUUCA
Eucalyptus grandis is the source of this 2027-nucleotide messenger RNA. RefSeq lists its product as uncharacterized. The coding region runs from base 392 to 1768 and encodes 458 amino acids. Lineage: Eukaryota; Viridiplantae; Streptophyta; Magnoliopsida; Myrtales; Myrtaceae. The record is from RefSeq and is a predicted model, not a curated record. The transcript has 11 exons.